This is a messenger RNA of Kogia breviceps (pygmy sperm whale), 1227 nucleotides long. RefSeq names its product NK6 homeobox 2 (gene NKX6-2). Gene Ontology annotation, molecular function: RNA polymerase II cis-regulatory region sequence-specific DNA binding; DNA-binding transcription factor activity, RNA polymerase II-specific. NCBI's taxonomy places the organism in Eukaryota, Metazoa, Chordata, Mammalia, Artiodactyla, Physeteridae. Gene Ontology annotation, biological process: regulation of transcription by RNA polymerase II; cell differentiation. The record is from RefSeq and is a predicted model, not a curated record. Gene Ontology annotation, cellular component: nucleus.
AUGGGCCCUUCAGGGAGUGCGCGGCCAGCGGGGGCGCGCGCAGACGGCGGGGGCGCUGUCCAAUGGCCGGGCCGCGGUCGCCGGCAGCCAAUCAGCACGCGCGCCGCCUGGGGGCCCCGCGGUUAUCAGCGCGUCCGGCCCGCGCGGCGCGGCGCCGCUCCGACCGGCCCCGGAGCCGCCACCGCAGCAGCGCGGAGUAACCCCGUCGCCGCCCACCCCGCGCCGGAGCCGCCGCCCGCCCUCGCGCCCGCCAUCCGCGCCGUCGGCGCCCGCGCCCCGAGCCCCCGCUGCAGCCGGCGCCCGCCCGGGUCGCGCGCAAACUUCCCGGGCCGGCGGGCGCGGGCGGCGGCGGCGGGGCCCGGAUGGGCGCCCGGGCCGGCGGCGGCGGCGCCCAUGGACGCUAACCGCCCGGGCGCGUUCGUGCUGAGCAGCGCGCCGCUGGCCGCGCUACACAACAUGGCCGAGAUGAAGACGUCGCUGUUCCCGUACGCGCUGCAGGGCCCGGCCGGCUUCAAGGCGCCCGCGCUGGGCGGCCUGGGCGCGCAGCUGCCGCUCGGCACCCCGCACGGCAUCAGCGACAUCCUGGGGCGGCCCGUGGGCGCGGCGGGCGGCGGUCUUCUGGGCGGCCUGCCCCGUCUCAGUGGGCUCGCCUCGUCGGCCGGCGUCUACUUCGGGCCCGCGGCCGCCGUGGCGCGCGGCUACCCCAAGCCUCUGGCCGAGCUGCCCGGGCGCCCGCCAAUCUUCUGGCCCGGCGUGGUGCAGGGCUCGCCCUGGAGGGACCCGCGCCUGGCCGGCCCGGCCCAGGCCAGCGGGGUCCUGGACAAGGACGGCAAGAAGAAGCACUCGCGGCCGACCUUCUCGGGCCAGCAGAUCUUCGCGCUGGAGAAGACUUUCGAGCAGACCAAGUACCUGGCGGGGCCGGAGCGCGCGCGCCUCGCCUACUCCCUGGGCAUGACCGAGAGCCAAGUCAAGGUGUGGUUCCAGAACCGGCGGACAAAGUGGCGCAAGCGGCACGCCGCGGAGAUGGCGUCGGCCAAAAAGAAGCAGGACUCGGACGCCGAGAAGCUGAAGGUGGGCGGCUCGGACGCGGAGGACGACGACGAGUACAACCGGCCCCUGGACCCCAACUCGGACGAUGAGAAGAUCACGCGGCUGCUCAAGAAGCACAAACCCUCGAACUUGGCGCUGGUCAGCCCGUGCGGCGGCGGCGCGGGGGACGCCUCGUGA